This is a messenger RNA of Gastrolobium bilobum, 3958 nucleotides long. Its product is annotated as protein SMAX1-LIKE 6-like. NCBI's taxonomy places the organism in Eukaryota, Viridiplantae, Streptophyta, Magnoliopsida, Fabales, Fabaceae. Gene Ontology annotation, molecular function: ATP hydrolysis activity; ATP binding. The transcript is spliced from 5 exons. The coding region runs from base 360 to 3710 and encodes 1116 amino acids. The record is from RefSeq and is a predicted model, not a curated record.
ACCAACAACAUGUUACUAAUUCCUCUUCCUCCUCCUCUCUCUCUCUCUCAAAAGACUGCAACUUUCUUUUGUCCUGACAUACCCACUGGAAUAAAUAAUUGUGGGGUUCAACAACUCAAGCCAAAGCUUUCAAAUUUUUUCUUUAUUAACUCACUGCAAAAAGUUCCACUUCAAACCCAAACUGCUACCUCCAACGCAUACACAUACACACACACUUUCUCAUAAACAUAUAACAUAACAAACACCACAUUUAUUACAUCCAUAUCUAUAUCCAUAUAUAGAUAUAGAUACAUAUAUUUAUAUUUAUAUUUCUUAUAUAUUAUUAUUUAUUUAUAUAUUUGAAUAUAUGCUACCCGGCGAUGCCGACGCCGGUAAGUGCAGCGAGGCAAUGCCUGACGCAGGAAGCGGCGCGUGCAUUAGACGACGCAACAGCAGUGGCGCGACGGCGCAGCCACGCGCAAACAACGUCGCUCCACGCCGUCUCCGCCUUGCUAGCACUGCCAUCCGGCGCGCUACGCGACGCGUGCGCGCGUGCACGAAGCUGCUCAUACUCGCCGCGCCUCCAGUUCCGCGCCCUGGAGCUCUCCGUCGGCGUCUCCCUGGACCGGCUGCCGACGUCAAGAACCUCCGCCGUAUCCGCCGCCGCGGACGGCGGCGAUGACGACGGUCCUCCGGUGUCAAACUCCCUCAUGGCCGCCAUAAAGCGCUCCCAAGCGAACCAGCGUCGCCACCCUGAAAGCUUCCACUUGGUUCAGAUGAUGCAACAGCAGCAACAAACGACGUCGUUGAUGAAGGUGGAGCUGAAGCACUUCAUGCUUUCGAUUCUCGAUGACCCUAUAGUGAGUAAGGUCUUCGGGGAAGCCGGUUUUCGAAGCUAUGAUAUUAAGCUCGCUUUGCUUCAACCGCCGCCACCGGUUCAUGCUUCUUCUAGAAUGUUCUCUCGGCCUAACCGCUCCCCUCCGGUUUUUUUAUGCAACCUCGAACCGGCCCGGUCCGGUUUGACCUUCCCCUUCACCGGGUUCGACGAGAAUUGCAGAAGGAUUGCGGAGGUUCUUUGUAGGAAGAACAAUCGGAACCCGCUUCUGGUUGGUGUUUAUGCUAAAACCGCUCUUCGUAGCUUCACUGAGUGCGUGAAAAUGGGUGGAGGGGGAAGUCUGUUGAAUCGUGAACUCGCUGGGUUGAAUGUGGUUUCUAUUGAGAAUGAGAUUUCUGGGUUUGUUAAUGAAGGUGGUGAGAGCAACGAGGAGAAGAUGGGGUUGAGGUUUAAGGAGGUGAGUCGUUUGGUGGAGCAAUGUUCGGGUGCUGGUGUUGUUGUGAGCUUCGGGGAGAUUGAGGUUCUUGUUGGGGGGAAUAAUAAUGAUGAUGCUGCUGAUGCUGUUGGAUUGGUUGUUUCGGAGUUGACGAGGUUGUUGGGGGUUCAUGGUGGUAAGGUUUGGUUGGUGGGAGUGGCUGGAACAUCUGAGGCGUAUUCAAAGUUCCUGGGUUUGUUUCCGAGUGUUGAUAAGGAUUGGGAUCUGCAUCUUCUGACCAUGACUUCUGCUACCCCUUCGAUGGAAGGACUCUACUCUAAAUCCAGCUUGAUGGGGUCCUUUGUUCCAUUUGGUGGGUUCUUUUCUACACCUUCUGAGUUGAAAAAUCCCGUAAGCUGUACUACAAAUGCAUCUUUAACUCGUUGUGACACAUGCAAUGAAAAGUAUGAACAAGAAGUUGCUGAUAUUCAGAAGGUAGGUCCUGCUACUUUGGCAUCUAGUUACUCAGCAAGCUUGCCUUGGUUACAAAAGGUUAAUGUGGACACAGAUAAAGGAUUGGAUGUGGCAAAGGCUAAUGAAGAAAACACAAGUUUAAAUGCUAAGAUCUUCGGAUUGCAAAGGAAAUGGAGUGAUAUUUGUCAACAAGUUCAUCAAAACCGAUCAUUAUCUGAAUUUGAUAUUUCCCAAACAAGGUUCCAAGCACCACCACUUGAGGGGUUUCGAUUUGGUUCAGGUGUUAAAGAAAGUUGCAGUAAAGGUCCAUCCCUUAAUGAAAUCCAAUAUUCUAAUCAAACUUCCUACAUGUCUAAAGAGUUACAAAGUGCAUGUUCAUCUAAACAGAUAUUACCAUUUUCAUUACCUUAUGAUACUGUUAGUACCAACCAUGAAGCUGAUCAUGUACAAAAAGUUUCAAGAACUCAGCAAAGUGACAUGCAGUGUUCUUGGGUUUCCCCUUCCCCUAAGACCAAUAUGAGCCUUGACCACGGAUUAUCUUCAUCCCUUAUUACUGUGACCACAGAUUUGGGAUUGGGAACUAUAUAUACUUCAGCUACUCAUGAGCCAGAUACCCCAAAACUGAGUGAUCAUAAGAAGCAUCUUCAGCACUUGUCAGAUUCCCUUUCAACUGAUUUUGAUGCUGUGAAUGAUAGUACUUCACACAAUAUUGCUAGAUCUUCUUCCUUCUCUGGUCCAAAUUUGGAAGGUAAAUUUGAAACGGCAGAUUUCAAGUCACUUUACCAUAUCCUCACUGAAAAAGUUGGGUGGCAAAAUGAGGCUAUAUAUGCUAUAACUAUGUCCCUUUGUAGAUCUGGUGCUGGAAGGCGCAAUGGCUCACAUGUUAGAGCAGAUAUAUGGCUUGCUUUUCUUGGACCAGAUAGACUUGGAAAGAGAAAAAUUGCUUCAGCACUUGCUGAGAUUUUGUUUGGAAACAAAGAAAGCCUAAUCAAUGUGGAUUUGAGCUCCCAGGACAGUUUUUACCAAUUAAACUCGAUUAUUGAAUUCCAAAAUUCUUAUUGUCAUGAUGUGCUUAGGAGGAAGACAGUUGUGGAUUAUAUAGCUGGGGAGUUGAGUAAAAAGCCACAUUCAGUUGUGUUUCUUGAAAAUGUUGACAAAGCUGAUUUUCUGGUGCAGAGUAGUUUGUUCCAAGCAAUAAGAACUGGUAAAUUUCCGUACUCACUUGGAAGAGAAAUCAGCAUCAACAAUGCAAUCUUUAUUGUAGCCUCGACUGUGUUUAAAGGUGAUGGCUCUUUUGUUUCUGAGAAGGAGCCUGAAAUGUUUCCUGAGGAAAGAAUCCUUGAAGCUAAAAGAUGUCAAAUGCAAUUAUCACUAGGACAUGCUUCUGAGGGUGCCAAAAGAAGCAGCAGCACAAAUGUGAAGGUUGUUCGGAGAAAAGGGACCUCAAAACCAACAUUUCUGAAUAAAAGAAAGCUAGUUGAAAGCAGUGAUUCCAAAGAGAAAGCAACAUGCAAGACAAUGAAACAGAUUGGGGAGGCAACAAGGUCCUAUCUGGAUCUGAAUAUGCCUCUAGAGGAGGUUGAAGAGGGCAACAAUUUCAAUGAUCAUGGAAGUGAAUCCGCAGUUGAAAAUUCUGAAACCUGGUUAAGUGAUUUCUGUGAUCGAAUAGAUGAAAAGGUGGUUUUUAAGCCAUUCAAUUUUGAUUAUCUUGCUGAGCAAGUAAUAAAAAGCAUUGACAUGCAAUUUCAAAGGACAUUUGGAUCAGAGUUUCUGCUGGAAAUUGAUUAUGAGGUCAUGGCACAGGUACUUGCAGCUGCUUGGUUAUCAAACGAGAAAAAAACAGUGCAAGAUUGGGUUGAAUGUGUUCUUGGCAGAAGCUUCACUGAGGCCAGACAGAAGUACCACCCUUCAGCUGAGAUCGAAAUUCGGGGAGGACAAUUGGCGGCGGAUUUUAGUCCAAUGGCCUUUACUUGCUCUCCAGCUCCUCUCAUGCUCAUUCUGUAUUAGAUUCUCCACUCACUAUUCACGCUCAGUUGGGUCAUCAUAGUCUUACAAAGCUCCAGAAGAUGGUGCCACGUUUGUCCAAGUUGUCCACUUUGCAAUGUGAAUCAUGUCAAUUCGGAAAACAUACUCGCAGUUCUUUUCCUGGUAGAGUCAAUCGUCGUGCCUCCUCUCCUUUUAGUUUGGUUCACUCUGAUAUUUGGAGACCCAGUCGUACCGAAUCAACUCAAGUGAUAAUGCUCGUGAGUAUCUGA